CUGUGCCUCAACAGCUCGGAACGUCAGCUGUGUUGUAAUUGUGAAUUUUAAGUACGGAUCUAAUCUAAGUUUUAUUCACUCUCACAUGGACGAACAUGGAUAAACUACAAGAUCAGUCUUCGGAAAAGAAUCCGAAAAUAUCGGUUGAAGAAGCCUCCAGAGAGGACCUAGUCAAGCAAGUCAAACGUCAGCUAGCUUUACUUCAGAAGGCCAAGGCAAGAUGUGAUGAUCUUAACAAGAGGUGUCAUGAAAGGGAUAAGGUCAAUGAGGAACUGCUCAGCCGCUGCGAGGCACUGGAAGCAGAACAGAAGGAAACAGAAGAGCUGCGUCAAGCUUACCUGUCCCUUCAAGGUGCUCAAGAAAAGCAGUUUGAGUCUUUCCAGGUUUUGGAAGACCAACUCGCAGCUUCUAACGAAGAUCUAGUCAAAUGGCGCAGAAAAUACCAAGAAUGCCUCGAAAAAUUGGAGUGUACAGAGUCCAAGAUGGCUGCUUACACUCAGGGAACCGAGUGCCUACGAGAGGAGUUUAAGAAGUUGGAACUUGACAACAAGGUUUGCCAUGCUAGAAUGGAAGAGGUGCUUCAAUCCCAGAAACAGCUAGAAGUGGAAAAGACUGCUCUGCAGCAACGUCUCGCCACUCUGGAGCAGGAGAAACUUCCGGCUGAAUCUGAAGCUAGGAUAGAGAUCUCACAGGGGCACAUGAAGCAAAAGAUUGAGGAGCUGCUAUCACAGUGCAACAUGCUGAAGCAAGAUCGGGAUUCUGCUAACGCUUCCAGGGAGGCCUUAAUGCAACAAGUGCAGAGUGCCAACGAGGAAGUCUGCAGCCUUCAAGAGCAGCUGUCCGCACUGUUGGAGGAAAGGUCGUGCCUUGAGAACCAGCGUGAUAUGAAAAUGAAUGAAUGCAACUUGCUGCAGGAGGAGAAGCAUGGUCUUGAGGAACAGGUCUCUAACCUGUACCAGGCAAAGGAAGAACUAGAAGCCAAGGAGAAGGAAUUUGUGAAAAUUCUAGACGACAACAGCAGUCUGGAAAAAUCGCUUUCGGAGGCUGUCAAUGAGAACACUCAGCUGCAACUUUGCGUCAACGACCUGCAAGAAAGGCUGAGAGUCGUGCAAGCUGCGAAGGAAAGACUCGCUUCUGACCUUGAGAUUGCACUAGAAUCCACAAAGGAGCUUCAAACUCAGCGGUGCCUUGUGCAGCAACUAGAAGAGAAACUUGCAGAAAAUGCUGAGGUUCACCAAAGCCUAAUGCAACAGCUGGAGGUUUCAACCGCUCAAAAAUUGGAGUCUACAAAGCUCAUAGAAAACCUUAGGAAUUCUCUUGCAUCGGCGGAACAGAGGCUUUCAAGAGGCGGCCAAGAUCCUUUGGAUUUUGAGUCGCAGGAGGCAGUUGACAAUCGGAAUGCAGACGAGGAAGAACUUAAGGAUUUAAAGCGUGAGAGAGAGCAGCUUCUUUCUAAAGUUUCAGACCUGGAGAAAGCUGUCAGUAGGCUUCGCGAUGAGAUGUCGGAGCUACAAGAACAGCUGGAUGUGGCAAGACGAGGCGACAAGAGUCUGCUUCAGAACCUUCAGAGUUCUGCUGCAAAGGUGUCCCUCCUGGAGAAGCAGUUGAAUGAUUCCAUGCAUCAGAAACAGGAUAUCAUUGAUGAGCUCAACCAGGUCAAGGACCUUCAACAUUUCCUUGAAGACGAAGCCAAGGAACUUCACCAGGAAUGCGACAAGCUGAAGACGCAGGCGGGACAGCUCGAGGCUGACCUUGAGAAUGACCGACUUCACAUACAGAAGCUGGAGCACGAACUUGAAGAUGCAGAAACACGGGACCAACAGUCUUUCAAAGAACUCGAAACCUUGCGCGGUCACCUGAAUGAGAUGGCGCUCUGUACUUUGAAAGCCCAAGAUACUUUGAGGAGAUGUACGGAAAGUGAUGUUGAAUUAAGAGUGGUCCAACUGCAAAGAGAAUUUUAUAGAUUGUGCCAGCUCGUCUUGGAAACAGCUGAGCGCAACUUGGUGGACAUACAUGUGGAGGGUCUGCCACCGGGGACAGGAGCAACCUUGGUGCUGAACGAUUCCUGCGAAUUUGGUGCUCCUUCCUGCGAAGAGGGCGAGCAGAGCAAGGAUGACACCGUGAGUGACGAGGCGUUUGAAGCCUUGAAAAGGGAAGUUGAAGGUCUUCAGGAACAGUUGACAGCAAGCAGAAACUCGGUCGAUCUGCUUCAGUUUGAAAAGCAAGCUGUGGAAGAGGAACUAGCAAUGGAGAAGAUCACGAAAGAGAAAUUUAACAGGGAUUUGGCAGCAAGCAAUGAGCAACUUGCUUUGGCAAAGCAAAGAGCAGAAGAAGUGCUAGCAGAAACUACUCUCCAGAUUGCAGAGUUUGAGAAAAGGCUUGAAGACAGCUCACGAAACCUUAGUGAUAGAGACGAAGCACUUCAAAGUGUAUCAAAAGAGCUUGAUGACAUGCACCUUAGAUAUAGUGAGUUGGAGAAUAAGUAUAGCCAGCUUUCGGAGAAAAUCUCUGUUGACCAAGCCAGUAUUGCCAAAAACCAGGCUAGCCUUAUUGCAGAAAAGGAUAGCAUGUUAAAACGCUUACAAUCGGAGCUUGAAAAAGCCAAUGAGCAGUCCGCAAAGUUGAAAGCUGACUUGGAGUUUUCACAAGUUGAAAUUCAGGAGCUUCGUUUACAGUGUGACACUAUGGGGUCACAAAAUGUAAGGGCCACUAGUGAGCUGACAUCUAAGUAUGACAACGAAAUCAAACAUCUUGAAGAGACUGUGAAAUCCCUGAAACAUGGCAAUGAUACGCUGGUUGAAGAAAUUUCACAGAAAGGAAAAGAUCUUUCUUUACAUGCAGACGACCUCACAGAUGCUAAGCAACAGUUGCUUUUGCUUCAGCAAGAAGUUGCAUCUCUGCGAGCGGCUAACUUGGCUUUGACGCAGGAAUGUUCGAUGCUGAGUAGUUCUUUAGAGGCUAGCAAAGCUGAUGUUGAGAAAUUGAGCACUUGUCUCUCUUCAUCCUCUGUGGAAAAAGACACCCUUCAAGAGGGUCUGUCACAAGAACUGUCAUCCACUAGAGCUGAACUCAUCUCCAAGACCAAGCUGCUUGAAGAGAUCCAUUCGAGGCUUGAUGACCAGCUUGAACGGACAGAAAACCUUCAAGCUUUGCUGACGACCUUAGAGGAAGAGCAUAAAGGUUGCAGGACACAAAUAGACAAUAAGGAAUCUGAGUUAUCAGCUGCUAAGGAUGAGGUGACCCAACUUCAAAAGGAAUGUGCUAAACUCUGCACAAUUUUUAAAUCUGACAGUCUGCCCAAUGAGGAUUCUGUUCCAUGUCAUGAAUGGUAUACUGCUCAGAUGACAGCGCUGAAGUUGAUAUCUCGUCUUGUGGCUUAUGCUAUCAAACCUCAGGACCACAACUCUGCUGAUACCGCUACAAUGCUCGCAGAAGCUGGGGCAGUUCACGCUGCUCUGUCCAGUAAAAUAGAAUCCUACGAUGAAAUCGAAAAUGGCCCAUUGUCCCUCGAGAGAGUGUUCAGCAAGGCCAUGUUCGACAACGUUGUCAUACUUCUCGCUGUGCUAAGCGACAUUCAGCAGUUGUGGAAUUCACUGGCAAAGGAUGCUGAACAGAUAUCAGAGGAUUCGUCGCUGACCGAACCUGUGGAACCUGAGCAAGAAUCUGAAAAGAUGGCUGAGCUGCUUAGCUCUUUAAAGGAGAAAGAUGACAUGCUGGCAAAGUUCAAGGCAUUGGCCAUGAGGCUGAAGAAAGAGUUGGCAGAGAAAGGCAAGCAGAUGAAUUCCCUUGAGAAAGAGCUGUCUAGUGUAAAGCAGGAGUUGGAGAAGAACUCGCAAGCCUCAAAGCAGACUGUACAAAAUUUUCAGAGUCUGCAAAGCGAGUACGACAAACUGCAAGACCAGAAUGAGGCAACUAGGUCCCUGUGCAAAGAGUGGGAGACGAAAGUAGCCUCAGUGGUCAAUGAUUUGGCCCUGGCAAAAAUGGAAAUGACCAGCGUCGCUGCCGAGAGGGACAAAGUGAAACAGGCCAACGACGUUAUGAGUGCAGAAUUAAAAGCAUGGGAACAGUGCAAGGCAGACUUUGAGGCUAAAAUAAUCACUCUGGAGGCUCAGCUGUGCACGGCCAAAGGGCAGGAGGAUAGACUGCAGUCACACAUGAAGGCCCUGGAAGAACAAAUGGAUGAACUGAAGAGACAGUUGGGGGCAGAGAGAGAGCAGCACGCUAAUACUGCCCACCAGCUUGACAGGAUGCAGAAGGAAUCCAAGAUGCACUCUCUCCUAGACUUGGAGAUUGCAGAUUAUGAGCGCACUGUGGCAGAACUAAACAACCUCCUGAAGGAAAAGAAUGAAGAAUUGGACAAUUCAAGAAAAGAAGCCUUGACAUACCAGACCAAGAUCAGCGAUCUCGUUGAGCACACAGGAUACCUGGAAAGCCAGAAGAAGUCUGACGACGAGCGGCUGCUGGCCUUCAAGGAUACAGUGGCCAACCUCAAGGAGGAACUGGCCCAGAGUCGUAGGCACGAGGAAGAACUGGUGCGCGCCGAGGUGAGGCUCGAAUCAGAAAUCAGGGCCAUCCAGCUGCGGGAGGAAGAGACAAAGUUGAGCUUUGCUGAGCUUUCAAGAAAGUGCCAGAGCCUAGAAGCGAGCCUUCGCUCCUCAAGGGAGAACCACCAAAGGGCUACCAAGACCCUGGAGUCAAAAAUAGCGUCCCUCAAGGAAGUACUUGCAACAACACAGAGCGAACUAGAAACCACCAAGGCAGAGUUCGACAACUACAAGGUGCGAGUUCACACGGUCUUGAAACAGCAAAAGAAAAGCACCGCCCCUAGCGGCGACGCAUCUGGCGGCGACUCGGAUGCCCAGGAGAAGAUGCACUCGGUGAUUGAGCAGCUGCGCUUGAGGAUCAAGGACCUCACGGAGCAGCUGGAGGUGGGACAGUCGGAGGCUGAGGCGGCACAGGAGGAGUACGACAGGCUCGCACAGCGCCACCAGCUCGUCGCGUCGGAACUCGAGGCCCGGGAGCGAGAGUGGAAACACAGGUUGGAAGAAGCAUUGAAGCAGAAAACUUUGGAAAUGGGCAUUGAACUGGAGAAGCAACUGGAGCAGCAGUAUGAAACUUUGUCAUCCAAGUUUCAGAAAAAAAUUUCACAGAAGGAGCAGGAGCAUCAGUCCGCGUUGGAGUCUCAACAAGAAGCCUUCGAGGAGCUUAAAAGGGAAAUGUCAGAACUUCAGCAAAAAUUGCCAACUGUUCAGCAGGAUGACGUUGUCCCGUUCGACAUUACUACACAGGAGAGGCAAGAUGGAGAGGGUUCGGAGUCCAUCUCACCUGUCCCAGCAAUUCCUGCAAAGCCUCUGCCAUGGGGACUCGUGCCCACUGGAGGAUUUGUUCCACUUGAGCAGCUGCUGCGAGGCGAGGAAGAUCCUGUUCCAGACGAUCCUGACAUUCUCCUAUCAAAGGUGACCGAGGCACAGAGAAAAGUGGACCAUUUGGCAGAGCUAUUGAAUGAGUCUGAGUCAAGCAACCUGCGGAUGACGGAGCAGAUCAGGGUGCUGAAGGAGGAGAUACGUCGCCUUGAGCGAAACCAGGAGAGGGAAAAGCAUGCCCAAAACCUGGAAUAUCUGAAGAACAUUGUUAUGAAGUUUGCUACCCUGCGCGGAGGAAGCGAGAAGGAGAGGCUGGUUCCGGUGCUAACCACAAUGCUGAAGCUGAGCCCCGAAGAGCAGAAGGAGCUCCAGAUGGUCGUCUCCGGAGAGUCCCAGGCAGAUGCGGCAGCAGGUUCCGGUUGGGGGGGCUACCUGCCACGCUGGCCCGGAUUCGUGGGAUAAUUCCAUCCUGCAAUGUUGCUUGCAAAGAGCUGUGUAUAAAAGUUGUGUACCAUACAAGAAGCGUUACCCUCCGAAAAAAUGCUGUACAGCUAUUCUACUGACUUUUUAGCUCAGUAAAUUUGUGUUUUGAUUUGA
Messenger RNA from Ixodes scapularis (black-legged tick), 5960 nucleotides. RefSeq names its product GRIP and coiled-coil domain-containing protein 2. The record is from RefSeq and is a predicted model, not a curated record. NCBI's taxonomy places the organism in Eukaryota, Metazoa, Arthropoda, Arachnida, Ixodida, Ixodidae. The coding region runs from base 96 to 5825 and encodes 1909 amino acids. The transcript is spliced from 20 exons.